This is a messenger RNA of Styela clava, 1954 nucleotides long. RefSeq names its product spermatogenesis-associated protein 17-like. Gene Ontology annotation, molecular function: calmodulin binding. The record is from RefSeq and is a predicted model, not a curated record. Gene Ontology annotation, biological process: spindle organization; mitotic cell cycle; establishment of meiotic spindle localization. Gene Ontology annotation, cellular component: spindle pole. Lineage: Eukaryota; Metazoa; Chordata; Ascidiacea; Stolidobranchia; Styelidae.
GCAACGCUAAGCGGGGUUGUUGUUGAGAAUCCGAGGCUGUUUUUUUAUUCAUUUUUUGCCUCGAUUGUAUUUCGUAAUUUGCCAGAAAACAAUGAAAUGACUGGGACGUUGGUUUAGCUUUAAGAAUAAAAAUCGUCAGUUCGCCAGUGUCAUGGCAAAGUUUCUUCGUUUACUAGGAAAGGAGAAAGAACUGGUGAAAGACAAAUAUAAAAGCCAUGAAGAUGCUGAAGCAAAUAGAAUAUUCGAAUAUAAUAAUGCUGUCGUAAUUCAAAGCUGGUAUCGAGGAUUACGUGUGAGACAUUAUUUGCGACACUUGCAAAAUUGUUCAAUCGUUAUUCAAAGAAAUUGGCGUGGCUUCAUGGGCCGCCGCUUCUAUCGAAUCUUGGUCCGCAAUUUAGUCAUGGUUAUGAGAAUGAAUUUCUAUAACUGCAUGGCCACAAGAAUUCAGAAAAUCUGGCGUGGUUUUUAUGUUCGAGAACAUGUUCAUAACUUCUAUGCUAGGAAACGAUAUCUAGAAGCCCUGGCUAUAAAGAAUCAAAUUGUUCGCAAUGAAUUGGAUGAAUAUCAGGAACAACUAGAAACCGAUCGCAAAAAACGCAAACAUGACGAGUUAGAAAAGAAACUACAUUAUCAAGCUCGCAAGCAUCAUUAUUUAUUGAGCACUCAUCAAAAACCUGGUAUAUACAACUCUCCUUUCUGGCCCUAUCCUCAUGAAAUGGAAUUCAGAUUAAGGGCGGCACAGCCACUUGACCACAAGCAGAAAACGAAACAAGCUCAAUAUAAAACAAGUGUAUCUUUAGACAUGAUUGAUCCUACAGAUACUACUCUCAAGCCACAUCCUCCAACAAAAACUUUACCGCCAAUUAGGAAAGAAAAGAUUCAAGGACCCUUUAAGGAUCCAGUAAUUGUGUAUAGGCAAAGAUAUAGGCCUCUAAAUCCUUCGUUACGUGUUUCAACUGAUUUUACAUCAUUACAUGAAGGAAGGGAACUCAUGAAAGAGGAAGAAUGGAGAGACAGAGUUAUUGAUGUUCCUUUUCUACCAUUCAGCACUAAAGAAAAACCUUAUGAACCUCUUUUACAUACUUCUUCCAAAUUUGGUCAUCUCCCAUAUGGCGUUGAAUACUUUCGGGAAACAAACUAUAAUAGGAAUGUCUCUACAAAAAGAAUGCAAACUGUGGUUUCCCCAAUUCCUGUCUUUGACAAGUUUGAACAAACAUAUUCUAAAGGUGCUGUAGUUCUGCAAUAAUGUUUCUCAACAUCAUCAUUGUACUGUAAUAUUCAUCUAUACAGAAGUGCUAAUUUUACUGAUCAAAAGGGAUUUCUGGAUUUGGGUGCUUCGAUCACUAUAGCUAAAUUGGAUACAUUAAAUAAUGAUUACUUAAGCUAUGGUUAUCAGUUUUUUUUUUUAAUCUUAGUGUACAAUUCACUCACUUACACCUUUUCUGCGAUUUCGUAAGAAAUUACCAAUUUGAAGUGAUGUAGAAUGUUCAUUAUAAUUGUAUAUAAAAAUAUGUCUUUAACGCUUCCCAAACAGAAUAUAUAGGUGCUUGUAAAAGAGUGAUUUUUUUUAAUAAUACAUUCGCUUGAAAAUUUUUGUUGUUCCUUGUAACAGCACUGUUAUAUUUUAUUACAACUGUGAUCAGUUAUGUACAUUUUUGACAUAUCCAUGUAGAAUGAAAUACCUGUUAAAUAAUGACUUCCAAAGAAAACAAGUUUCUAGUUGUUUGGCAUCUACUACUAACAUGCAGCAAUCUCACUUUUAUCACUAACCAUUGAUUUAUGUAAUACAUUUAAGUUAUUACCCACAUUUAUCCAUGUAGAACUAAUAUUGUAAUAUGAUAAUUUGGCCAAGUAUACCAUAUUUUGUUUGUAUAUACCACCCAUUCUUUCUGUAAUGGCACAUUUUUGUAUGUCUGAUAUAAUUUCUUGAUGAAUGUUUUUUGAAUAUUUUUAG